UACAUGUCUAUUAUUGACAUUGAGGUGCAAACACAAUUGAAUUAUAUUCAAAUCCAAUUAGUAAACAUUUGCAUUGGCAAAUUGUUGAAGUCAGCAUCAUGGAUGCGGAGCAGCUGAAACGACUUGAGCGCAAGGAAACCGCCUACAUCGCUGACAUACUUACCCAGUUUAAUACGAAGAAUGCAGAUUUGCUGGUCUUUGAUAGCUUUCACACGGACAAUCUGUGGCACGAUCUCUGGCUGGCCAUAUUUGGAAUACUGGAUGACGAGAGUUUAUCAUCAUUGCACGCCCAAUGUCUCAACACUGUGCGCAUUCUAACGCGAGAUGAGUUCAGCCUGCAGACGCACUAUAUUGAGCAGGAGCUAGGCACGCUGUUAUCUCUGGCCCGCAUCAAUGGCAGCACCAGCAGCAACAGCGACGACGACGGAACGCUGCCCCAAUUAACUCUGAGCGAUGGCGAGGCUGAUGUCAUUGCCGAAUCCUUGAAAUGUAUCUGCAAUUUGGUCUAUCAAAGCGCGGACUGCCGGCGCCAGUGUCUGCGCCAGCACAGCCUCGACGCGAUUGUGAAGCGCUUGAAUAGCGCCACCUCCUGUGCGACACGCUAUCCGAGCACCCUGGAGUACUAUGAUAUGAAACUGUUGUUCCUGCUCACCGCACUGGAGCCAACAGCGCGCACACGCCUACAAAUCGAUCUCAAUGGACUGACCUACAUGACCAACUGGUUGGACGACAAGCUGACCGAGUCGGCGACGGCAGCGGUCAGUGACGAGCAACUGAACAUUAUCUGUGAGCUGCUCAAGGUCAUGUUCACCGUGACCAGUGCACCGGACAAGAGUCCCAACGAGUAUGAGAUUCAAAGUCUUCACUUGACCGGCGUUCUGCGCGAGCUACUAUUGCGCUUUGGCAACCUCUCUACGGAACGGGAGCGAGCUGUGGUCACGCAUGCCAUCAAUCUGCUGACCAACAUCUCUGGCAGCUGCUUGAGCGAGCUGCUGGUCAAGUGCAGCAAUGCCGAAACGGGGACAGAGAACGAAGCAGUCAGUGCCAAUGCGAAAUGCUGUGCCGUCUGCUUCGAGAAGCGCAACGUGCGCAGCCUGGCCGUGCUGUUGGAUUAUCUGCGCGGCGGACUCGCCCAGCAGGAGUCCGAGGCCAGUUCCCAUGAGCUGCUGUCGCCAGUGCUGACGGUGCUGGUGAAGUGUGCUCGCAGCAAUCGCACCAUGCGCCACUAUUUGCGCAAGGAGAUCCUGCCGCCGCUAAAGGAUGUGAGCAAGCGGCCAGAGGUUGGCAACGAGCUGCGCAAUCAUCUCUGCCGCUUUCUCACACUGCCGGCCAUGAUCCUGCGCGACCUGUCCGCCGAGCUGCUGUUUGUGCUCUGCAAGGAGGACGUCGGUCGCAUGAUCAAAUAUACGGGCUAUGGCAAUGCGGCCGGGCUGUUUGCUAAGCGCGGCGUGCUCGACUGUCGGCGCAUUGAGGGCACCGACUACUCCUCGGACAGCGAGGACAGCGACACGGAGGAGUAUAAACAGCAGCAACAGUCCUUCAAUCCCGUGCUGGGCUGUGUCGAGCAGCCCAAGCGCAAUCCGCUCGAGGGCAUGUCCGAGGAGCAGAAGGAGUACGAAGCACUGCAAUUGGUCAAUUUGCUGGAACAGCUGCGCAAGGAUGGCAUUGUGCAGCCGGCGCUAAUCGACAAGGAUGGCAAGCCGCAGCCCCUGGAGCAUAUACUGCAGCUGCAGGAGGAGCUGCCGCAGCAGCAGUUCGAACAGAAACGCAAAACCUAAACGUUGGAUCGCACCCUUAACGCGAUCCCUCGUCUCAACAUGCAAUACAAUCGUUUGGGGUCUUCCAACUCGCAGCACCAGCGUCAAAUUUUUGGAAGCUGAUAGAUAGCUAACACCCAUUACUAAAGUGGAUGACUGUUAUCCAUUAAUCUUUGAUACUACGAACACAAUCUAUGCUCGCUAAUAUUCCAGUAUACAUUUACUAAACUAACACUAAACUAGGGCCAACAUCCAGAGCUAAACUCGGACUUGGGGCAACCAGCAGAGAACAUUCUCUGUACCUCUUUAACGACUUUGUAAGUGAGAAUUUUUGUCAUUUAUGUAUCUCCACUGUAUUUAUUACCGCUUAAGCUCAACGUCAAACUAUAACUUCAAAGGGAAGUAUAUGCAAAAACAAGAGACCU
Molecule: messenger RNA, 2182 nt
Organism: Drosophila arizonae
Lineage: Eukaryota; Metazoa; Arthropoda; Insecta; Diptera; Drosophilidae
Gene: ric8a
Product: ric8 guanine nucleotide exchange factor A
Biological process (GO): G protein-coupled receptor signaling pathway
Cellular component (GO): cytoplasm
Molecular function (GO): G-protein alpha-subunit binding; guanyl-nucleotide exchange factor activity
Source: RefSeq, a predicted model, not a curated record